UAUUCUGUAUCUCGUGGGAUAUCAAGACACAGACGAUCGUUUUGUACGCGAUAUUCAUUCGUUGAAAAUGGAGGACAAAGUUAAUACUGGAAGCGCAGCAGUUAACGCUGAGAGCAAUUCUACUCCCGCUAAGAAAGCUAGCAAGAGCAAGAUCAAGUCGAAUCAGCAAAAGAAGUCGCAGCCACCAACUUCGGAGAUGGUAACAGCAGCUAUUAAAGAUCUGAAGGACCGCAAGGGUUCUUCUCUUCAAGCGAUCAAAAAAUAUAUUGUCGCCAAUUACAAAAUGGAUGCUGAGAAGGUUGCACCAUUUAUCAAGAGAUACUUGAAGACUGCUGUUACAUCGGGUGCUGUCGUACAAACCAAGGGUAAAGGCGCCUCUGGAUCUUUCAAGCUGCCCAAGCCUGCAGGGAAGGUGCAACGUACUCCCAAAGCCGAAACCAGAAAAACUACGAUAGAGAAGAAGAUCGCUGCAGCACGGAAAGCAGCCGUUGCAAAGAAACCGGCUACUGCUAAAAAAGCUGCCGCUGGUAGUCCGAAGAAACCAGCUCAGAGGAAAGCUACUAAACCUGCUGAAAAGAGUAAAGCUGCUGCGGAGACGAAAUCACCAUCAAGAGCUAAGAAAACCGUAAAGGCACCUGCGGCGAAGACGAAGACGCCCAAACCGAAGAAAGCUACUGCAGCGAAAGCCGUGAAAAGCACAGGAAAAAAAUAAUUAUUCUUUGCAGAAUACUCGCUACAAUUACAACUGGCCCUUUUCAGGGCCCUAAA
Molecule: messenger RNA, 768 nt
Organism: Linepithema humile (Argentine ant)
Lineage: Eukaryota; Metazoa; Arthropoda; Insecta; Hymenoptera; Formicidae
Product: histone H1B-like
Biological process (GO): chromosome condensation; negative regulation of DNA recombination; nucleosome assembly
Cellular component (GO): nucleus; nucleosome
Molecular function (GO): structural constituent of chromatin; double-stranded DNA binding; nucleosomal DNA binding
Source: RefSeq, a predicted model, not a curated record